CUGCUAGUCCAUUUUCUGGAGCUUUCCGUGAGUACUGCGCCGGCACCACGCAACGAGCAUUCGUGAGAUUUCACGCGAGUCAUUGUAUCCUUCACGCGCCGAACGGAGGCGGACGAGAUUGAGUAGUGGUCGUCAGUAGCACGAGGUAGCAUUCUCGGUUUGCAUUCUCAACGUGCAUGAUGGAUCAGGUAGCAGUGUUGAAGGAGAAAGGAAACGCAGCGUUACAAGAGGGAAAGUUCAAGGAGGCCAUCAAGUACUACACAGACGCGAUCACCUUGGAUGGCGAUAACCAUGUUCUCUACAGCAACCGCUCAGCAGCAUACGCCAAGGGUGAGAAGUACGAACAGGCACUGGAAGACGCAGAGAAGACGGUUACCCUGAAGCCUGACUGGGCAAAGGGUUACUCGCGCAAAGGUAGCGCCCUCGCCUACUUGGGCAGGUACAGUGAGUCCAUCAAGGCUUACGAGAAGGGCCUGCAGCUGGACCCCAACAACACGCAGCUCAUGAGCGGCCUGGCUGAGGUGAAGGCUCAAAAAGCGGCCACCACCAAUCCUUUUAGUUCACCGGACAUUUAUGUUAAACUAGCAAGCGAUCCCAGGACGAAAGGAUGGCUGUCGGAUCUUGAAUACCUGAAGCUACUGGAAGACCUGCGAACCAAGCCACAAAGCUUGGGCAGCAGGCUCCAAGAUAACAGGGUGCUCACCACCCUAAGCGUAUUAAUGGGUGUGAGCGCUGACAUGGACAUGGGGAUGGACAGUGAGCAAAUGACUUCGCCGGAACCACGGAAACCCAAACCGCAGCCAAAGCCCGAGAAGAAGGAAGAGGACAACCUUCCGCCCAAGAAGAGAAAAGCUAUGGAGGAGAAGAAACUCGGUAACGAAGCGUAUAAGAAAAGGGGCUUCGAGGAGGCGCUGCAGCAUUACAACACGGCGGUGGAGCUGGACCCGACGGAGAUCAUUUAUCUGCUGAACAUCGCGGCGGUAUAUUUCGAGCAGAAGGAGUACGAAAGGUGUAUCGCGCAGUGCGAGAAAGCGAUCGAGGUCGGCAGGGAGAACAGAGCGGACUUCAAAUUGAUCGCUAAAGCAUUCACGAGGAUUGGACACGCUUACAAGAAAAUGGAGAACUGGAAGCAGGCAAAGGUGUACUAUGAAAAGUCCAUGUCGGAGCACAGAACGCCGGAGAUCAAGACCUUAGUCUCGGACAUAGACAAGAUAAUCAAGGAGGUGGAGAGGAAGGCUUACAUCGACCCGGAGAAGGCGGAGCAGGAGAAGGAACUCGGUAAUCAAAAGUACAAAGACGGCGAUUAUCCCGCGGCGAUCAAACAUUAUUCCGAGGCGGUCCAGAGAAAUCCGGACGACCCAAAGUACUACAGCAACAGAGCGGCCUGUUACACUAAAUUGGCGGCGUUCGAUCUCGGUUUGAAGGACUGCGAGAAGGUCGUCGAGCUCGACCCGAAAUUCAUCAAGGGCUGGAUCAGAAAAGGCAAGAUCCUCCAGGCCAUGCAGCAGCAGGGCAAAGCGCUGACGGCGUACCAGAAAGCUCUGGAAUUGGAUCCACAGAACAGCGAGGCGCUCGAGGGCUAUCGUUCGUGCGCUGUGUCCGUGAGUUCUAAUCCGGAAGAAGUUAGAAAGAGAGCGAUGGCGGAUCCAGAAGUUCAGAACAUACUGCGGGACCCGGGGAUGAGGCAUAUCUUGGACCAAAUGCAGAGCGAUCCAAGAGCUUUACAAGAGCACCUGAAGAAUCCCGAUGUAGCCGCGAAAUUGCAGAAACUUUUGGAGUCUGGACUCAUAGCCAUUCAUUGAAGAAUGAUCAUAUGUAUACCAAUACAUACAUAUAUACAUACAUACGUGAAGCUCUUGUGCGGAGGAAAGUGUAAUUGAGGAGCUGUGUGAACUCUUGUGUAAUAUUUACACUCUGAAAAUAGCUAAGCCGUGGAUUGAUAUCACUACAUGGAAAUUGAUACGCUACAAAUAGUGCUACUAUAUACUAGUAUAUAUGCUAGGUAAAAACUGUAUUUAGAUUAAUCUCUUUCGAGAAAGAAUGAUAAAUUUUCCAUAAAAUUAUUCCUAUAUAUGGGACACAUAA
Ooceraea biroi (clonal raider ant) is the source of this 2085-nucleotide messenger RNA. RefSeq names its product Stress-induced phosphoprotein 1 (gene Stip1). NCBI's taxonomy places the organism in Eukaryota, Metazoa, Arthropoda, Insecta, Hymenoptera, Formicidae. Gene Ontology annotation, molecular function: Hsp90 protein binding. The record is from RefSeq and is a predicted model, not a curated record.